CAUUGCCGGUGAACUCUCAUUGACAGCUGGUCAUUUCAGAUAAAAAUCGAAUAUUACUUAUAUGUUUGUGACUGUACAUGUAUUAUUAGAUUGAAUGAGAUUCGGACUGGCAUAUAACUAAAAUCAGCAUGGAUGGUUAUAUUACCUGCUGUGCUUUCAUAGUAUUGUACAUUUGUAUGAAUGCUGAAGCCAAACAGUUCACACCAAGUCAAAGGAGUCCUCGAGUAGAAUUUAUUGACGAUCAAGGAAUUUAUACUGAAGCCAGUUACUAUACUUUAACAUUAAAUCUUACAAGCGACGAAUUUGCUUCCCCAUCAAGCUACAGCAGUCUACGUCCAGGGCAAGCGACAUCAACCCAUAGUUGUAACUACAUCAGAGGGGUUCCAGCUUCUCUCCGAAGAUCAUCCAACAUUCAACCAAACGGACUUUCAAAUUUUUAUCAAAAGUACACUGAAGCAUACGGGAUUCCAAUUUUAGCAUCAAGGAAUGUUCCUGAUGACGCAUUGAAACGUGCUUGUUAUAUAACCAGAUUUGUGUUUGCUGAUAACUAUGCUGUGCGUAAUUCCUUUUACAAAAGAUCAGGAAGGACUGCAGUUAUAGGACAACGCGAAGGAACGACCAACAUCCCUGAGCACAGUUUUCUUCCUGCAUGGUGGAAUCAAAGAGCACGCGGAUUAGGAGCUACAGACUAUGCACCAGUUUCCACUGGGGGAGAGGAAAAUCUAUUGUGCUAUCAAAAUGAUCGAUACCGGAGUGAAGACAUAUAUUUACAUGAAUUUUCGCAUGGAGUCCACAAUUUAGGUGCAAAAUAUGCAAUAAGUGGAUGGAAUCAAAGACUUAUAAGUCAAUACACAAACGCUAAACGCAGAGGUCUUUGGACUAGAACCUAUUCCAUGAGUACAGUGGAGGAGUAUUUUGCAGAGGGAGUUCAGAGUUUCUUCAAUGUGAACGACUAUAGCAAUCCACCAAAUGGCAUCCACGGAACCAUUGACACAAGAGAUAAACUAAAAUCAUAUGAUCCUGUCUUGUAUGGACUAAUUGAGGAAGUGUUUCCUUGUAAAAAUACAUAUUUGAAGAGAUGUGACUCAAACAGAGCUUCUGAAGCUACCCAGACAUUCAAAACGAACUGUGACAGUAACGGCGGUGGAACGAGCACCGGUGGAGGGAACGGCAAUGGUGGUGGAACAGGAACCGGUGGAGGGAACGGCAAUGGUGGGGGGACCGGAGGCGGAAACGGUAAUGGUGGUGGCACUGGAGAUUGUUCAGAUAACAAUCAGAGUUGUCAGAGUUGGGCUGCAAGGAAUGAAUGUUCCAGGAAUCCUCGUUAUAUGCUAGUUAAUUGCAAAAAAAGUUGUAAUAAAUGUAGUGGAACUGGGGGCUCACUAUGCGAGGAUAACAACAGAAAUUGCCGGAGCUGGGCAUCCAUCGGUGAAUGCAGUAAUAAUCCUGGAUACAUGCUUCAAAACUGCAAGAAAAGUUGCAACUCGUGUUAGAUUUUCUGUGCACUAUAAAAUAUUUGUCUAAAGCAUUCAAAAUAAAUCCUCCUACUACUUAAA
Molecule: messenger RNA, 1556 nt
Organism: Mytilus californianus (California mussel)
Lineage: Eukaryota; Metazoa; Mollusca; Bivalvia; Mytilida; Mytilidae
Exons: 8
Coding region: 129-1493 (454 amino acids)
Molecular function (GO): metallopeptidase activity
Source: RefSeq, a predicted model, not a curated record